AUGGCCACUUGUUCAUGCGUUGUCCUCGAGGGCUCGGAAAUCGCUCCCAAGUCGUCCAUUUACUCGCCAGUACGCCUCACCGUUGAAGACCUGACACUCAACGGGUUGCUCUCGCAGCCACUGCUACCGGACCAAGCCGCAGUCGCCAGCUUCCGCAAUCUCCAGUAUGCGAAAAUACCAGGCAGGUGGCAUGAGGCUGUACCUCUCAAUUUGAAGGACUAUCCUCGCGGGGAGCUCGAAACGGUGCAAUGGGGCCCGCGGCCGCCGCAGUUCAUCGAUGUCAUGCACACGCUCACAGGCCAUUUAUAUCCGCGUCUCUCCCACAUGGACCCUACCGACGAGUUCAAGUGCCUCAACUUGAAUGUCUAUGCGCCUGCAACUGCGCUACCAAGUACCGCAGAGCAUCGUGAUUCUUCUACGCUGCUGCCAGUAAUUGUGUGGAUUCAUGGCGGCUCAUUUCGCUGGGGAGAUGGUGGAUGCGAAUGUGAUGGACAGUAUCUUGUUGCCCGUUCCAUUCAGGCCAACCAACCUGUGCUCGUCGUUGGCAUCAACUAUCGGCUGGGCAUGUUGGGCUUCUUCACCUCGAAAGAACUGCGCCAAGAAGCUCGCGAUCGCGGUGAAAAGGGCUAUGCCAACCUUGGCUUCCAUGACCAGAGACUGGCACUACAUUGGGUUCAAGACAACAUUCACUUCUUUGGCGGUGACAAAGCCCGGAUUACAGUCGCCGGGGAGUCGGCUGGUGCCAUUUCGGUUCUUGCCCAUCUUCGCAGCCACGACCCCGUGGCCCGCAACGCAAUGCUCUUGUCUCCUGCCACGGUAGCACCGCGCCCUUUUGCAAGCACACAGGUUACUUUUGACAAGGCGUGCGAGACACUGGGUAUCGCUCACGAAAGUGUGAGCAACAAGCUCAAAACGCUCAGACAGCUGCCUUUUGAGCAGCUUGACAAGCUAGGCGAGAACAGACUGGAGAACACGUUGUCGACGGAUCCCAUAUUUUUUGAUAACUGGCCCAGCGGUGAGUUUGAUGAGGUAUCUGUGUUUCCGGACUGGGCGAAUCGCGUCGUGGUUGGCCAACUGAGCGAGGAGCUUGCGCUCAUGGGCAGUGCAUGGAAAGACCUGCCUCCCAACAGCUUGUUGAAAGCCUGGAAGAGCGUAUAUACUCUGCCCGGCUACUCCGACGAGGUGUUUUCCACGUAUGGUGUGGUCGAUGUGGAUCGUGCAAAUGGUGCCACCCCGUCUGCAGGGAACUCUCAUGUCGCCGACGCCCUCGUGAACUACCUCAACGAUGCGAUAUUCGACAAGGCUGUCCGCUCUAUCGCCGAAGCACAGUUCAAAAGCAACAAUCCUUCAAAGACCACGGGUCCGCCAGCGCGUGCGGCCGAUGUCUAUCUGUAUAGCUUCGAGCAACCAGACACGAUUGCGACCGACGCGCGGCUCAGAAACCAUGCGUACCACUCGUUGGAUAAUGCCUUCUUCUUUUACUUUCCUGCCGUAACAGAACCGACAGCCGACUCUCGGACCUGGCGUACGACAACCAACUCUGGCCACGCGUUGCCCGACCCGACGACCAUGUGGCUCGCUUUUGUGGCGGGACGACAAUCCAAAUCCGUCAACAGGAGCCGCCGCGCUGGGAAUCACUGGUCAAUACGGAAGCGAGAUUGGGGCAAUUUCUACGAGGAAAGGAACUUUGUUGGAAUCCAGAGCUGA
Messenger RNA from Cordyceps militaris CM01, 1707 nucleotides. Its product is annotated as carboxylesterase. Bases 1 to 1707 code for a protein of 568 amino acids. The record is from RefSeq and is a predicted model, not a curated record. Lineage: Eukaryota; Fungi; Ascomycota; Sordariomycetes; Hypocreales; Cordycipitaceae. The transcript has 4 exons.